CACCAGCUCCCCUCGGCCUAUUUAGCGGCCGGCAGGCAGUCGGUGUAGACUCAUUUCUUCUUUGCGGCUUUGGGACGCGAGUGAUAAACGCUCCGAGUGGCUGAGCACAACCAUUUCGGACUGCCCGUGUCGUCUGCAAAACGUCGUCCAUUGCGCGUCGUCUGCUCUCGUUUGCCGCUCGCCUUGAGUGUAGCCGACGUCAAUAGUUCGUUUGUGUGAUCCGAGGGAAAACAACGCACGCGUGCGGCAUUCAGAAAACAUGGGCGUCUCGGUCGAUCCGGCAUUUCAAGGAGUCGGGAUGCAGCCCGGCCUGACAAUUUGGAGGAUCGAGAAGCUGGAAGUGAAGCCUGUCGACCCCAAGUUGUACGGAAGUUUCUACUCGGGAGACUCGUACAUUGUCCUCCACACGAAGCAAGCCAAGAGCGGCCGACUUGAGUGGAACAUCCACUUCUGGCUGGGACGAGACACGUCGCAGGACGAAUACACGGUCGCCGCCAUCAAGAGUGUGGAACUGGACGACUCGCUGGGUGGCGCUCCCGUGCAACACCGUGAGGUGCAGGACCAUGAGUCGGACCUCUUCCUGUCGUACUUCAAGACCGGCCUCAGGUACCUGGAAGGCGGCAUUGAGUCCGGCCUGCAGAGCGUGGACAAGACGGUGCAGAAGCGGCUCUUCCAGGUCAAAGGGCGCCGCAAUAUCCGUGUGCGGCAGGUGCCGCUGGCAGCUAGCUCGCUGAACCAUGGCGACUGCUUCGUGCUCGACUGCCGCGACAACGUGUACGUCUUCGUGGGUCACCGAAGCGGCGGUCUGGAGCGGGUCAAGGCCAUCCAGGUGGCCACGGGCAUACGCGACGACGUCCACGGCGGCCGAAGCAAGAUCGACAUACUCGACGAGCACAGCUGCGAGGCCGAGGUGAAUAAAUUCUUCGAGGAACUCGGCUCCGGCUCGCCCGCGGACGUCAAGGAUGCCGCCGAGGGGGGCGACGACGUCGAACACGAACGCUCCAUCGACACCGAGGUCUCGCUCCACAGGAUUUCGGACGCCGAUGGUGAACUCAAAGUGGAAAAGGUCGGCGAUAAACCGCUGUCUCAUACGCUCCUGGACCCCAACGACUGUUUCCUUCUGGACGGCGGCGUGUCCGGUCUGUUCGUCUGGGUCGGCAAAGGGGCGAGCACCAAGGAACGCAAGGAGUCCAUGCUCCUGGCUCAGAAAUAUCUCAAAUACCGGGACUACCCGGAGUGGUCCCAGGUGACACGCGUCAUUUGCGGCGCUGAGCCGCCCAUCUUCAAACAGUACUUCGCCUCCUGGAAGCAAGAGCAGAGCGCCAUCUUCGGCAGGAAGGGUGCGCUCGAUCGCAUCGCCGCGAUGGACAAGACGUUCAACGUGAGUGAGUUGCACCGCGAGAAACGGCGCCUCUUGACCAAGAACCUGGGCAAUGCUUGCAGUUUCAUGCCCGACGACGGCUCUGGGACAGUGGAGAUCUUCCGCGUGGAGAACUUCGAGCUGGCACCCGUAGACCCAGCCAUCUACGGUUUCUUCUUCGGCGGGGACAGCUACAUCAUCAAGUACACCUACAAGAAAGGCUACAGCGAGCGCUACAUCAUCUACUUCUGGCAGGGAAACGAGAGCAGCCAAGACGAAAAGGCUGCCUCCGCAAUCUGGGCCGUGAAGAUGGACAACGACCUCUGCGGAAAGGCCAUUCAGGUGCGCGUGGUUCAGGGCCACGAGCCGGAGCACUUCCUGCGCAUGUUCAAGGGGCGCAUGAUCAUCUUCAGCGGAGGACAUGCCAGCGGGUUCCGCAACCUCCGGGACCACGACACCUACGACGUCGACGGGACGCGCAUGUUCCACGUCAAGGGAACCUCGGACGUUGACGUCCGAGCAGUCCAGGUAGAUGAAGUGGCGGCGUCAUUGAAUUCCGAGGACGUCUUCGUGCUAGAGACACCAAAGACAACCUACCUAUGGCUGGGAGAGUUCGCCGACCCCUCGGAGAUUGCCAUGGGCCACAACGUGGCGAAGCUGGUGUCGCCAGAUAGGAAGGCGGUGGAGCUCAAAGAAGGAUCGGAGCCGGACGAGUUCUGGAAGUCGAUCGGCGGCAAGGGCGAGUACAAGAAGGGGCACCUGGAGGUGCACAACCCGCUGCUCGAGCCCCGCCUGUUCAAGUGCUCCACGGCCGACCGGAAGCUGCGCGUCAUCGAGAUCUGCAACUUCACCCAGGAGGAUCUGGACGUCAACGACGUCAUGAUGUUGGACAGCGGCGAGGAAAUUUACGUCUGGAUCGGCAAAGGCUCCACUGAGGAGGAGAGGACCAAGUCGCUCGAGGUGGCCAUGGAGUACGUGAAGACGGACCCAACAGAGCGAGAUCUGGACAGCACUGCCAUCAUCACCGUAAACCAGGCGCAAGAGCCGGAUGCAUUCACGGCACUCUUCGACCACUGGGACGCCAACCUGUGGGAGGAGCACCACAGCCGACUCGUGGAGGUGAAAACGGAAGAAAACAUUCCCACGUACGAGGACCUUAAGCGCCAAGUCACCCGACUCUGAGCCUCGGGUACCGACGGAAGCCGCCGCCCAGAGCUUCGCCUAAGCGACGCCUUUCUGUACACCUGUUGGGCAGCGAGAGAAAAGCUGUCUGUGCCUUCUCGGUGCCGAACGGCUCGCGACGCUCACUCCCUGCACUCAGCACUUUUCCUUCUUUCUUUCUUUUUUUCCGGAGUCACAUCCGACAGGCGACUUUUGCCGUCGAAGAAGGCCGUUGCGCUUCGCACCGAGUCAGUGUUGUUGAAAAUGAGUACGUCCGCAAUACCCACGAACCGAGUCAUGAAGCCCGUCCGCUAACUUGUCGUAGUACUUCAAUUGUGAGCACGUGUUAAAGGGAGCUCCAGGAUUCGUAAAUGAGCAUAAAUUAGCUGGCUUCGCCAGUUCGUGUGCCUUGUCUAACAAACACGCAGACUGAAAAGAGCAGUAAAGCUCUUGUUCGGGCUAGUUGGUGCAUUCUAGAACACAUAACGAGGCAGCGCGAAAAAACACGGACGAAGAAAAAGGUAUGUACACAGGACGCGCGCAGAUGUUUUCAAGGUGUUGUUUUCAAGGUGUCAAGUGCGGUGGCUUACUCAGGCGUGACCUCUGUGAUUGCCAACACGCGCCAUCUUGGGGGCUGUGAUUGAUGGUGAGAAAUUCGGCGCAAUUUCACAUGCAGCGCUUGUAUCGCCACUGGUUCUUACCGGCAGUGCAAAACAACGUUUCCUGACAGGUCAAAUCCAGUUACUGCAGUUUUCGACUUGCGCCUACUUGACAAACCACGGCUUCGAUUUUGAGUACAGUUCGGUACUGAGCACAGAAAAGCUUUUGUUUCGAGCAAAUUUUUAGUGUAAACUAUAUUGGUGUGCUUAACGCCCCUAAAGGAAUGAAUAGCGUGCGCUUUUCUUAACGUGCUUUAUUGUUCGAGGUGGUGCUGCGGACGUGUAGCGUACUUACGUAACCAUUUCUGUCUUUGCGCAAUGUGGUUGCCAGCCAAAUGCAACAGCUUUUAAUCUGUUAUCUUUCCGAACAAAACCAAUCACACCGCCUUUGCAAGUUCUGCCGCCGUCUUUCACGUGCGCAAGUAUUUUUGCCCUUACGCUGUGUGUAUGAAGAGCACUUAGAAUGAGACGCGACGUUCUGUGUGGUAUUUUGCAAGAUACAUAAACUCUCUCGAUGCACUCGUGUAUUAUUCAGAGUACUGACGUAAAUUAUGUGACAAGCGCAAAUGUGUUUUAGUAUGCUUUGUACUUUUUUUCAAUUUUUAUUACGAAAUAAAGCAUUGAAUCUUGUUA
Molecule: messenger RNA, 3813 nt
Organism: Dermacentor silvarum
Lineage: Eukaryota; Metazoa; Arthropoda; Arachnida; Ixodida; Ixodidae
Product: gelsolin, cytoplasmic-like
Biological process (GO): actin polymerization or depolymerization; barbed-end actin filament capping; actin filament severing
Cellular component (GO): actin cytoskeleton; cytoplasm
Molecular function (GO): actin filament binding; phosphatidylinositol-4,5-bisphosphate binding
Source: RefSeq, a predicted model, not a curated record